AUGUUGGAUGAUAUGGUGCAGUCGUUCCUGGACAGAUUUUUUGGGGCUGGAUGGUCAGUCCCUCUGCACGAAUGUUCUUGGUGCAUCACGGCUUCAGAUGACAUCCCGAUUGCGCUAACCGUCAAUGGCCGCGACGUCAGGCGAACAGCCCGGAGCGAAGGCUUCAAAGCCUUCGGGACCAUCGUCAUUUUCGACAGUUCGUUUGGGAAAAAGCUUGGGAACAGGAGCUCUAAAGCGUGGGGGUGCUACUUCAAGUGCAGGGCUCUACUGAUGCACAAGUCAGGGUCAUUCAAGAAGAACUUGCAGCUGCUGGACAUGACCGUCAAGCUCGCGCUCCUGUGGGGGGCGGCCGCUUGGAAUCUGAACGUGCGCCAGGAGAGGGCCAGUUGUGGGUCGUUUCUUCGCACCAGUCUACAUUGCGCGAUGCCGGAAGUUGCUAUCUUGACAGAGGUGCAGAAGCUCGCUGCUGCAGCCCGUGGCAUCGGAGGCCAGCUCACACAUAUGCAGGCCCAGCUGCUAGUUUUCAAGGAGGAGAUCAAGGCCGACAUCAAGAAGCUCGACGACAGCUGUAAGACGUGGAUGAACGGUUGGCCGCGCCCAGUCGUUCGUGCUCAGAGGGAGGCUCGGCGCAACGCGCUGCCUUCACGUCUGCCCGCUGAACGAAAGAAGUCGGCCGAGACGUGCUUCGCGCGCAUCAGCCAGAGCAAGUUCGACACUGCCGAGGACGCCGAAACCUUCAGGGAGUUCGUCGGCACAUUUAGUCCCGCGUGGGUCGGCCCGCGCGACAAGCGGGAAUGUCACAACAAAUGCAACCAAGACCUUCCUCAUGACCUCCGGGAACGCCAGCGGUUGUUGGCUCGCUACUGCGACGCGCCCAAGCAGCACCUCGCGAAGGCUCUUUCAAUCGUGGCAGGUGACUCCGACUGCAUCUUGACUGGCGACUCUCGCUUCUACACCACGAAUGCAGACCCCUUACCCAUCUUCGAGAACCCCGUGGCCAUGUUCCUCGCCGCCUUCAGUUUCGGCCAGGAAACGCCCUUGGACUUCUCCGCGCCAGUGCGCAGCGCGGUCAGCGCGGUGCGCAAGGAGCUCGACGACCUCAUCAGGGGGCUCGACAAGAAGUACGGGGAGGCCUCGCAGGUCAAUCCCGCCUUCCAGUGGGCCCAGAACUCCUCGCACAUUUUCCUGCAGGUCAAGUUCGCGCAGCGGUGGAACGCGCCCGGCGCGCUGGAGGUGGAGAACUCCUCGGUGGUCGUCUCGGACUGUUGUUUCUCCUUCAAGGGAUUCGGGGAGCACUCGAUGAUAAGGAAGGAGUACAAGCUGUUCUUGCAGUUCCUGGACUCCGUGUCGGAGGAGAGGUCGUCCUGGCACAUGGCGGCCGCCGGCCGGCUGACCGCCACGGUCGCGAAGGCGCGGCCGCGCGCCUGGGAGCGGCUGCUGCGCAGCGAGAACGUCAAGCCGGACAACAUGGGCGUGUGGCGGGACAUGCAGGAGAAGUGGAAGAGCGAGCUGGCCGCACUCUCGGACAAGAAACGGAAAGACUCAAAGAAGGGCGGCGACGACGAGGACGACGAGGACGAGGACGAGGAGGGCCCGGAGUGCGAGCAAGGGUCGUUCCGCGACUCCAAGGUGACCGAGUUCUGUGACAAGUCCUUCCCGACCAAGCAGGGCAAGACGUGGACCGUGCUGUUCUACAGCCCGUCGAGCACGUCAAAGAAGGCCCAAAGCAUGGGCAAGGUCUGGCGCGCUCUCGCCGAUCUCGUGCCCAUGCACAACAAGCGGGCGGCCGUCGCCGCCAUUGACUGCUCGCGGCACCGCUCCACGUGCGAGCAGCAGGGGGUCAAGAAGAAGGCUCUGCCCGACAUCCGUCGCUAUGCGCCGGGGACGAGCGCGGGCACCGCCUUCGAGGGAGAGCCGAUUUUGGAAGACCUCGCGAUGUGGGCGUCCAAGGCCGAGGGGGAGCUGUAGGUAUCCCCGCCGUCCGCGACCUGGAGGUCGUCGCGAUCUGUUCGAAUGUAUCGGCAUUGUGUUUUUAAUGUUCGAUCUUCGCCCGAGCAGAGCUAAUAGGGACGGGCGAGCACCGCUGUCUGGCUUUAAGAGCCGCAGCGCGCCUGCAAGUUCCAUACCGAGCGACGCUUCACAGACUCGUUUGCGGACAAUUGCGCGUAGAUGCAGCGGGACUCGAGCCAAUUUGCGACGACGCGGCGAGCACGCGUCAAUGGCUCGGAGUCAGUCAGUUCGCCCCCAGCGCGAACGACCUGGCUCAACGCUUUGUCGCACCAGCUCGUCAGGGCAGGAAGCCCCGCGGCCUCGUUCAGACACGUGGCAGGUGCACCCACGGGAGUCUGUAGAGACGGGCAUCUGGUCAUUUUAACACGGAAGCACCCACGCACCUUCGUCGAUCUUCGGCACGUCCUCCUCCGAUCCGAAGGGGGCGGUAAUUAGUUGGAGCGGCGGGCGCCACGGUUCGAUCCUCUCUGCCAGCCGAGUGCGCAGACCCCUAUGCGGGCCGACGCGCCCCUGAGCCGCGCGCCUCAGGCACCAGCGCCGCCCGCCCGAUCGUGGGCGCA
Messenger RNA from Prorocentrum cordatum, 2570 nucleotides. Lineage: Eukaryota; Dinophyceae; Prorocentrales; Prorocentraceae. The record is from the annotation of a GenBank genome assembly.